Neomonachus schauinslandi (Hawaiian monk seal) is the source of this 1022-nucleotide messenger RNA. It is a transcript of the gene RELL2, whose product is annotated as RELT like 2. The record is from RefSeq and is a predicted model, not a curated record. Bases 111 to 1022 code for a protein of 303 amino acids. The transcript is spliced from 6 exons. NCBI's taxonomy places the organism in Eukaryota, Metazoa, Chordata, Mammalia, Carnivora, Phocidae. Gene Ontology annotation, biological process: positive regulation of p38MAPK cascade; positive regulation of cell-substrate adhesion.
CUCGUCGGUUUCGGGUCCUGAGGACCGAAUUCCUAUCCCUCCCCCAGUCCCUAGCUGCAGCCCCCUAACCCCAGGAGGCUCCCUGGCCCGCGCUCGCCCCCCAGGGCCUCAUGUCGGAACCACAGCCAGACCUGGAGCCGCCCCAACAUGGGCUAUACAUGCUCUUCCUGCUUGUGCUGGUCUUCUUCCUCAUGGGCCUCGUAGGCUUCAUGAUCUGCCACGUGCUCAAGAAGAAGGGCUACCGCUGCCGCACGUCGAGGGGCUCGGAGCCUGACGAUGCCCAGCUCCAGCCCCCUGAGGACGAUGACAUGAAUGAGGACACCGUAGAGAGGAUUGUUCGCUGCAUCAUCCAAAAUGAAGCCAAUGCUGAGGCCUUGAAGGAGAUGCUGGGGGACAGUGAAGGAGAAGGGACAGUGCAGCUGUCCAGCGUGGAUGUUACCUCCAGCCUGCAAGAUGGAGCCCCUUCCCAUCAUCACACAGUGCAUCUGGGCUCUGCAGCCCCUUGCAUCCACUGCAGCCGCAACAAGAGGCCCCCACUUGUCCGCCAGGGACGCUCCAAGGAAGGAAAGAGCCGCCCCCGGCCUGGAGAGACCACCGUGUUCUCUGUGGGCAGGUUCCGGGUGACACACAUUGAGAAACGCUAUGGACUACAUGAGCAUCGUGAUGGCUCUCCCACGGACAGGAGCUGGGGGUCUGGUGGAGGGCAGGACACAGGGGGUAGUCAGGGGUCUGGGGGAGGGCAGCCCAGGGCAGGGAUACCUGCCACUGAGAGUGUGCCCCCUGAGAGGCCACAGCCCCUGGGCCUCGCCAGUCCCCCAAUACAGAACGGAGGACUCAGGGAUGGCAGCCUAGUCCCUUGUGCACUUGAGGGGAACCCUAGAGCCUCUGCAGAGCCCAUGCUAGGGGCUGGAAGGAAGGGCCCAAGCCCAGGACUGGCCAGUCGAGAGGCAAUUGGACAGCCAAGCAAACUGGACACCUCAGAUCACCAGGUGUCCCCACCACGGGGAGCAGGGGGUGUGUGA